This is a messenger RNA of Schistocerca gregaria, 4414 nucleotides long. RefSeq names its product thioredoxin domain-containing protein 15 (gene bug). The transcript is spliced from 6 exons. Gene Ontology annotation, cellular component: cilium. NCBI's taxonomy places the organism in Eukaryota, Metazoa, Arthropoda, Insecta, Orthoptera, Acrididae. The coding region runs from base 2802 to 3770 and encodes 322 amino acids. Gene Ontology annotation, biological process: cilium assembly. The record is from RefSeq and is a predicted model, not a curated record.
UCAUUUUAUAUAUGUGUAUUAUAUCUGUUGUAUGUAAUUAUGACUCAUUCCACAUCCUUGUGAUUUAUCACAAUACGGAUUAAUGGAAUACGAAAUAAAUAAAAUAAAUAAAAAUAAAAUAAAUAAAAUACCAUUUGUUGCCAAAUUAUCAUGUUAUUCCAAAAUGCUGGAAAGAACUGUUCCUUUAAAUGACUAUAAACAUUUUAUUCUUAAACUAACUUCGAUAAUCAUCCCUAGGGUGAUUUUUGUUUCACUCUGUACAGUUGUCAUAAAGUGCAUCAUUGCUCCUACACUUUCUAUAAUUAAAUUCAAAGUGACUGACCAGUGAUGGGUAGAGUAACAGCACUGACAGAUGGAGCACAAUGUGCUGAAACAUCCUCCUCUGAUUGCUAUGAGCAGCUAUGUAGAGCUGCAAACCUGCUGAUGUUGCUGCUCUGACAGCACAGAUAUGAACACUGCUUUUCUCUGCCUGUGGUAGUUAAACUACCAAGCAUAAACACAGUCUAAUGGCACUGUGCUCGUGUUCAUACUGUAAUAAUAAUAAUAAUAAAGAAAUAUACAAGCUGGAUUAUUAUUCUUUCCUUCCUUCCUUCCAAAACUCAAUGUUUCUAUAGUAGAUAAUAAUAUAGGCCUCUCAGGUUCACAUCCUCUCCUUUGGCUAACACCGAAAAAAAAAUUGCGUUUGACAGAUGCUUGUCAUAUGAAGUAGUCUUUAUUUGCCAGACCAUUAGCUCAUCACAGUACAGUCUCACUUCUGUGGCAACACGCUGCUGAGCUACCGUACAUUUAUAAAAUACUAAAAUUAGUUACUUUAUUAUCUGCACAACAAUCCAACAUCCUCUGGCUGCGUACUGCAGCAAACCAUAUAAUGAAUAUUUUUGUAUUAUUGCGCUGACGAGUGUUUACUUGCAAUAACAGAGCAAAAUAUGCAAAACCGUUCAAAUAAUUCACAUGUGUCCAGUGCACGUGUAGUACCACCAGCGGUAUGGAGAAAGCUGUGCGUCUCUCCGAUUCAUGUUCUCCUCUCUCUAUCGUAAUUCUUACAUCGUCAUCGUAUCCAACGAUUAAAGUUUAAUUUGUUCGUCGAAGCAGCGGAUGACAAAUUUCAUUCCAACCUAAAUUUUUAAAUGACAAACUGAGGCUUUCACAAUUUGUAUGCCUGCAAUGAAUGUUUUCAGAACCUUAAAUGAGGGCUCCUCCACUUCAGUUUCGAAUGAAACAGUUUUAGAAUACGAUUAACUUUUUACAACCACAGGCCAAAAUCGUGCGUUUGUUAUAUGAAUUACAAACUGCAACGACAAAGUUAAGGAGUUCCAAAUGACGAUACAGAUUCCACAAGUUCUUACCAUUUUCCUUCAUUUCAGUUGCUAUAUUUUUCCAAGCCAAACUGGUCACAUCUGCCCUUGAAUAAGAUUUCAUUGUGUAAUUCCACAGACAAGGAUUUUUUUCAACAAGCUGCACGAAAAAGAUCAUCUUCGAACACUCUUCCUGUGUAAACGACAUAUUGACUAUACACAGUACAGAAGGAAAUAUAAAAGCGAAGACGUCUUGAAUGGACACGUGCGAUAGAGCGCAGACAGCCAAGCGCCUUCGCUCUCACCUGUUAUCAUUUAUGUUUAGUACCGGCAGCAUGCGGGGGAAAAAAAAAAAAGCAGCUCUGGCGUCGUAUGUGACGCGUCACUGCCAACCUUGUCGUGGGCACUUAAGUCUGUUUAGGCGGUCAAAGCACGAUUUACAUCACACUCGAGACAUUCUAGAAUAUUGCUCACGUUUGUGGAACCCGUGCCAAAUAAGACUGAUAGGGCACACUGAACUUAUAAAGUGACGGGCAGUACGAAUGCUCACAGGUAUGGAUGACCCAUGAGGGAGUAACACAGAUAAUGAAAGAACUGAAGUGGUAGACUUCUGAAGGCCGACGUAAACCAUUCCGAGAAAGUCCUUACAAAGCUUCAAGCACUGGCUUUAAAUGACGACUCUGGGAAUGUAUUACAUCCCCCUGCUUAUCGCACAAUAGGGACUGUGAGGGCAAAAAUAGAAUAAUUACAGCACGCACAGAGGUAUUCAAAUAAUCUUUCUUCCCGGGCUCCAUACUUCAAUGAAACUGCAAGAAACUCUAAAACUGGUACAACGGUACGUGCCUUCUGCCUUGCACUUCACUACUGGACCCAUGUAGAUGUAGACAAAAAAGUAGGUAUGGCUUGCCAUUCAUGGCUAAAUACAAUCUUUAGCUACGUUCCACACGCAGCAGCAGCAGCAGCUACUAAGUCACAGACUAUGAGCCUAUUCAGAGUAUUCACAGGCAUUAGGCCUCUCCAGUCUGCACCGAAAGUAAACUAAACUGACCAGCGACUACAUUCUACACGGCAAGCUACACAAAGUAUGCCAUGCAGUUCCAUUUUCGAAGUCUCACAAUACAUGGGCAAUAGUGAAAAACAAAACCAGUCCAUUAUAAUUAUCAAGCUUUGAUGUGGAGCGAUAAGAUGCAAGGAAAUCUUUUUGAUACCGCUUAAAAACAAUUUUGUCUCAAAUCAAACAAAUUCAGUGUAAAUCUUUAUCAUUUUUAUUGUACGUGUAUGUUACUAAUUCUGUGUUUCCUACAUUUUCGGUCAAUGCACUCUGGCUACUCAUAACUAGUUAAUGUAAUACAGAAAAUAACAUUUUUGAGAGUGAACACUUGUUACUUGCGGGCUCUAAAUAAGUUAUGAAGUUGGCAGUUCCGACCAAAACAUUUGACAGAAACAAGUGCAAAUUAAUCCACAGUGCAGACGAUUGGGAACAAUGUUUAGUGGUAAACAUUUGGAAUGAGUGUUGAAGCUCUGUUACUUUCUUCGUUUUUUGUGUUAUUUGUGUCAGUUGGUGUUUGUGCAGAAGAUUUAGGACUUCAGUCUGUUGCUGCUUUGAAUAGCGAAGUAGACUCCUUCGGGCAUGAAAGUAAAUCUGAUGUUUUGCCUCUGCGAGCUACUGUAGUGAGCAAAAGAGUUGCAGAAUUUACGGAUCAGUUUAUAAAACAAGAUGAUCUGUCAUUAUCAUCAGAUGCUGAAGUACUCCAGGGAGAUGUUGAGGACCUGCAGGUGACAACUGCUCCUGCCUCUCAAACUGAAGAUAUUGAAACAGUGGAAAACUCAACAUUAAAUAAUACUGAUAAUGGCCUGAAUAGAAGUACACUUGUAUCCUGUGUUGUAGGAAACAGUAGUAUUGGAAAACCAGUGGAGCUGAUUAAUUCUACAAGAUUAUUGAGCCUUCUGGUAAGUGACCCCAAUGUGACACGACGUCGCCAGCCAGCAGAAUGCGUAAUGGUCCUCUUCUAUGCUCGUUAUUGCCCAUUUAGCAGCCUGGCAGCACCCCACUUCAAUGCCCUCCCUAGGGCUUUUCCAGACAUAAAAAUGGCUGCCAUUGAUGCAAUGAAAUACCACAGUUUCAAUACACAAUAUGGAAUUGUUGGUGUCCCCACAGUAAUGUUGUUCCACAAUGGUCGACCAGCUGCAAAGUUCAAUAAUUCUGAUUACACCUUAGAAAUGUUUGGACGCUUUAUAAUAGAAUAUACAGGCCUUGAACCCAAAAACAAAUUGUUUGUGAUGUCUGUUGACUUCAGUGGCCCUGUACCAAGUGUGCCAGUCAAAGAGACUGAUUACUGUCUUGUCUUGUCAUGGGUGUUCAUAAUGCUGUGUGCAGUGUACUACUUUAGUAAGUCUGCAUGGUGGCAAUGGAUUGUAGAAGCUGUACAGAACUCUUGGAGAGAAGCAGAAGCACAUCAUGAACAUGUGGAGUGACAAUUAACCACUGUGCUUGUUGGAAGGGGACUGUGAACAUUUCCUGCUCUUGGAUUACAAUCGUUGUAUUGCUUGUCAUUCAGGGAUGGAUGCUUAAUUUUUUCCCAAACUUCAGUGCAUUUAGAUUAUCAGUUGCAGUUGAUAUUAUCUUUCAAUAGCAUUUUUGUCAAAGUUGAUGAAAUUGUGCUAUAUCUAAAGUGUCUCAUUACUGGAAAGAACAAGAUAUCUCCUUUAACUUCUUGUAAAUCAAUUUAAGAAGUUGAAACAGUGGAAUGAAGGGGAUUUAUCUGUUAUUGAUGAUCAAUUUGAAGUGUUAAAAUAAAGAAAAUUGUACCUCUUUCAACAAAAGCAUUACUAUUUACAAAUGUCAGUGUUACGUAAUCGGAUUAUAUAGUGUUCUUUCAGAAGUCAGUGUCACAUCUUGAUUUUAUUGUCAUCUGAAAAGUAAGUUAAGGUAGCAUCAACUAAUUUCAAAUGAAUUCAUGCUGUGAACAAAACAAGGUCCAUGGAAAAACUCAUUAUGUUCCUAGAUUUUGCUUCAGUUACUUAGUUACAACAGUAAUGAAAAUGUUGCAUUAUCUUUAUUUAGUCUUUGUUAAAAAUGCAGCUGUUUUAAGAAAAUAUAAAUGCACAAUUUUAAAUAG